Hipposideros armiger (great roundleaf bat) is the source of this 6055-nucleotide messenger RNA. It is a transcript of the gene ADAMTS7, whose product is annotated as ADAM metallopeptidase with thrombospondin type 1 motif 7. NCBI's taxonomy places the organism in Eukaryota, Metazoa, Chordata, Mammalia, Chiroptera, Hipposideridae. Bases 101 to 5149 code for a protein of 1682 amino acids. The transcript has 24 exons. Gene Ontology annotation, biological process: extracellular matrix organization; proteolysis. The record is from RefSeq and is a predicted model, not a curated record. Gene Ontology annotation, molecular function: metalloendopeptidase activity. Gene Ontology annotation, cellular component: extracellular matrix.
GGGACCCGAAGCAGCACGCGCGCUGCUGCCGGGCAUGUCCUGAGCCGGACCCGGGACCGAGCAGGAGCAGACGCGCGGACGAGCGCACGGAGUGGCCGGCAUGCCCGGCCCGGGCCCCCGCGCCCCCUGCAGCCCCGCGCCGCUGCGCCCCCUGCUCCUGCUGCUCUGCGCGCUGGCGCCUGGCGCCCCCGGAUUCGCAUCAGGGCCAGCGGCGGAGGGCCGAACAGCCCUGGACAUCGUGCACCCGGUGCGCGUGGACGCGGGGGGCGCCUUCCUGUCCUACGAGCUGUGGCCGCGCGCGCUGCGCAAGAGGGCCGUGUCCGCGCGCCGUGCCACGCGCGCCUUCUACGAGCUGCAGUUCCGCGGGCGCGCACUGCGCUUCCACCUGGCGGCCAACACGCACCUGCUGGCGCCCAGCUUCGUGAGCGAGACGCGCCGGCGCGGCGGCCUGGGGCGCGCGCACAUCCGCACGCACGCGCCAGCCUGCCACCUGCUGGGCGAGGUGCAGGACCCUGAGCUGGAGGGCGGUCUGGCUGCCAUCAGCGCCUGCGACGGCCUGAAAGGUGUGUUCCAGCUCUCCGACGAGGACUACUUCAUCGAGCCCCUAGAAGGUGUCCGGGCCCGGCCCGACCGUGCCCAGCCCCAUGUGGUGUACAAGCGCCAAGCCCCCAAGAGGCAGGCCGAGCGGGGCCACUCCAGGGUUCCAGGCACCUGUGGGGUGCAAGCGUCCCCGGAACAGGAAUCCCGGCGGGAGCGGUGGCAGCAGCGGCAGCAGUGGCGGCAGCAGCGUCCGAGGCGUCUAUAUCAGCGCUCAGUCAGCAAGGAGAAGUGGGUUGAGACCCUGGUGGUGGCCGAUGCGAAGAUGGUGGAGUACCACGGGCAGCCCCACGUCGAGAGCUACGUGCUCACCAUCAUGAACAUGGUGGCCGGCCUUUUUCACGACCCCAGCAUCGGGAACCCCGUCCACAUCACCAUCGUGCGCCUGAUCCUGCUGGAAGAUGAGGAGGAGGACCUAAAGAUCACACACCAUGCGGACAACACCCUGAGGAGCUUCUGCAAGUGGCAGAAAAGCAUCAACAUGAAGGGGGACAGCCACCCGCUGCAUCACGACACAGCCAUUCUGCUGACCAGGAAGGACCUGUGUGCAUCCAUGAACCAGCCCUGCGAGACCCUGGGCCUGUCCCAUGUGGCGGGCAUGUGCCAGCCACACCGCAGCUGCAAUAUCAACGAGGACACCGGCCUGCCCCUGGCCUUCACCGUGGCCCACGAGCUCGGGCACAGUUUUGGCAUUCAGCAUGACGGAAGCGGCAAUGACUGUGAGCCUGUUGGGAAACGGCCUUUCAUCAUGUCUCCACAGCUCCUGUACGACGCUGCGCCCCUCACCUGGUCCCACUGCAGCCGAGAGUACAUCACCAGGUUCCUCGACCGUGGCUGGGGUGUGUGCCUGGAUGACACUCCCGCCAAGGAUGUCAUCGACUUCCCCUCUGUGCCGCCCGGCGUCCUCUAUGACGUCAGCCACCAGUGUCGCCUCCAGUACGGAGCCUACUCUGCCUUUUGCGAUGGCAUGGACAAUGUCUGUCACACGCUCUGGUGCUCUGUGGGGACCACCUGUCACUCCAAGCUGGAUGCGGCCGUGGACGGCACCAGGUGCGGGGAGAGCAAGUGGUGUCUGAACGGAGAGUGUGUCCCUGUGGGCUUCAGGCCCGAGGCUGUGGAUGGUGGCUGGUCGGGCUGGAGCGCCUGGUCCAUGUGCUCGCGGAGCUGUGGUGUGGGUGUGCAGAGCGCCGAGCGGCAGUGCACGCAGCCUGUGCCCAAAUAUAAGGGCAAGUACUGCGUUGGGGAGAGGAAGCGUGUCCGCCUCUGCAGCCUGCAGAACUGCCCCGCUGGCCGCCCCUCCUUCCGCCACGUCCAGUGCAGCCACUUUGACGCCAUGCUAUACAAGGGCCAGCUGCACACAUGGGUGCCUGUGGUCAACGACGUGAACCCCUGUGAGCUGCACUGCCGGCCGUCAAACGAGUACUUUGCUGAGAAGCUGCGGGAUGCUGUGGUCGACGGUACCCCCUGCUACCAGGGCCAGGCCGGCCGUGACCUGUGUGUCAAUGGCAUCUGCAAGAACGUGGGCUGUGACUUCGAGAUUGACUCAGGCGCCACUGAGGACCGCUGUGGCGUGUGCCAAGGCAAUGGGUCCACCUGUCACACCGUGAGCGGAACCUUCCAGGAGGCUGAAGGCCUGGGGUACGUGGACGUGGGGCUGAUCCCCACCGGCGCCCGUGAGAUCCGCAUCGAGGAGGUGGCUGAGGCUGCCAACUUCCUGGCCCUGAGAAGCGAGGACCCAGAAAAGUACUUCCUCAACGGUGGCUGGACCAUCCAAUGGAACGGGGAGUACGAGGUGGCGGGCACCACCUUCACGUACGCUCGCACGGGCAACUGGGAGAACCUGACGUCUCCGGGGCCCACCAACGAGCCUGUUUGGAUCCAGCUGCUGUUUCAGGAAAGCAACCCCGGGGUGCGCUAUGAGUACAUCAUCCACCGGGACGCCGACGGCCCCGGCCUGGGCCCGCCACCCGAGUUCUCCUGGCGCUAUGGGCCCUGGACUAAAUGCACGGUCACCUGCGGCACAGGUAUGCAGAGGCAGAGCGUGCACUGCACUGAGCAGCAGGUAGGGCCUGUGGACGAGAGACACUGUGACCCUCUGGGCCGGCCCGAUGACCGCCAUAGGAAGUGCAGCGAGGACCCCUGCCCCGCCCGGUGGUGGGCAGGUGAGUGGCAGCUGUGCUCCAGCUCCUGUGGGCCCGGGGGCCUCUCCCGCCGGGCCGUGCUCUGUAUCCGAAGCGUAGGGCUGGACGAGCAGAGCGCCCUGGAGCCGUCUGCCUGCGAACACCUGCCCCGGCCCUCUGCUGAAACCCCUUGCAAUCGUGAUGUGGCCUGUCCAGCCACCUGGGUCACGGGGAACUGGUCUCAGUGCUCAGUGACGUGCGGGCUGGGCACUCAGUACCGAAGUGUCCUCUGCACCAAUGACACCGGUGUCCCCUGCGAUGAGGCCCAGCGGCCAGCAAGCGAGGCCACCUGCCGCCUGCCGUCCUGCCUGCGGGCCCUGGACGUGCUGGGUCCUGAAGGCUCGGGCAGCGGCUCCUUCAGCCACGAGCUGUACAACGAGGUGGACUUCAUCCCGCCCCACCUGGCCCCCCGCCCUCCGCCCCCGUCAUCGCCUGAGCCGGCUGGCAGGGGCAACACCAUCGAGGAGGAGGGGCCCGAGCUGGGCCCGCCGGGGCCCGUGUUCGUUGAUGACUUCUACUACGACUACAACUUCAUCAACUUCCACGAGGACCUGUCGUAUGGACCCGUCGAGGAGCCCAGCCCAGACCCGGCGGGCACAGGGCACUGGACACCCCCACCCCUGAGCAGUCCUGCUGAGCCCCCCACGGGCACCCCCGGGCUUGCCACAGAGCCUCCUGGGGCUGAGGAGGAGGGGACACUGCGAGAUCAGUCCCCUGCCCCUUGGCCCAGCCAGGCCGGCCGCUCCUUGCCCCCGCCUUCGGAGCAGACCCCGAGGAACCCUUUGCUCAACUUCCUGUCUGAGGAAGACUCCCCCACAGGGGCCCCAGACCGUGGGCUCUCCAGCUUGCCCUGGACACCUGCUUCUGUUGGUGGCAUAGCGACGCCUGCUGCUCCUGGGGACCAAGACGAGUUCCUGGGCGGGGAGUUCAGUCCGAGCCCGCCACCCCCUCCUCAGUGGGAGUGGACCAAUGAGGUUUCUGAGGACGAGGAGGCCGUAGGCCAUCCAGCGCCCCCGCUGCCCCAGACCCCACUGUUCCCUUUGUUCACAAGCACCAGCCACUCCUUUCCUAGUCCUGACACGGUCGAGUGGUGGACAACUGGGACCGUGGCCUGGGAACCAACUCCGCAAGGGGGCCUGAGGCCUGUGGACCAUGAGCUGUGGCCUACCGUGGGGGGGGCCCCUCCUUUUCUUCCCACAGCCUCUCUGUCAGAGGCCCAGGACAGGGACAGCCCGCUGGAGCCAGGGGCACCCACCGUCCCGACCGCAGAACUGGCUCCAUGGGACCUGCAGACCCCGGCAGUGCCAGGGACCUUCCUUCUGACAGCCCCCGCUGGCCUAGGACACACGCCUUGGGUGACCACCCUGAGUCCAGGACCGUUGGGCCAUCCCAAGCACCCCAGCCCUGAGAUGCCCCCAAGCUCAGUGCUAUUGUCCAUACCAGCUGUUGACAGUGCAGCCAACAGCAGCAGAGCCCCCGAGGCCCAGACUCUGGACCCCAGCCUGGCCGAGGAGGGGCCCCCUGAGGACCUGCCGCCGGCCAGGAAUGCCAGCUGGGAAGUGGGGAACUGGAGUGAGUGCUCCACCACCUGUGGCCUGGGGGCCGUCUGGAGGCUCGUGCGCUGCAGCUCCGGCCGGGAGGAUGACUGUGCCCCGGCUGGCCGGCCGCAGCCUGCCCGUCGUUGCCACCUGCGUCCCUGUGCCACCUGGCACGCGGGCAACUGGAGUAAGUGCUCCCGCAGCUGUGGUGGAGGUUCCUCUGUGCGGGACGUGCAGUGUGUGGACACACGGCACCUCCGGCCGCUGCGGCCCUUCCACUGCCAGCCCGGGCCUGCCCAGCCGCCCGCCCGCCGGCCCUGCAGGACCCAGCCUUGCCUCAGCUGGUACACCUCUUCCUGGAGGGAGUGCUCCGAGGCCUGUGGUGGCGGGGAACAGCAGCGUCUGGUGACCUGCCCGGAGCCGGGCCUGUGCGAGGAGGCGCUGAGACCCCACAGCACGCGGCCCUGCAACACCCAGCCGUGCACGCAGUGGGUGGUGGGGCCCUGGGGCCAGUGCUCGGCCCCCUGCGGCGGUGGUGUCCAGCGGCGUCUGGUCAAGUGUGUCAACACCCAGACAGGGCUGCGUGAGGAGGACAGUGACCAGUGUGGCCACGAGGCCUGGCCUGAGAGCUCCCGGCCAUGCGGCACCCAGGACUGCGACCUCACCGAACCCCAACGCUGUGAGCGGGACCGCCUGUCCUUUGGCUUCUGUGAGACGCUGCGCCUGCUUGGCCGCUGCCAGCUGCCCACCGUACGCGCUCAGUGCUGCCGCUCGUGCCCGCUGCCCGGCCACGGUGCCCCCUCCCGCGGCGACCAGCGGGCCACCCGCCGCUGACCCCUGGCCGGGUGCACGAACAAUCUACCGACAGCCGCACGGACCUCAGUGCCACCACCCCCUUGCGCCCCAAUGGUGCUAUCCCGGCCCUGCCUGCAGCAGGCUGGGGAACCUCUCAAAAAGGUAUUUUUUUAUUCUCACAGUUUGUGUAACACAUUAUUAUUAUUAUUAUUAUUAUUAUAAUACAUAAAUGAGCACCUACCGUGUCAGAGCGCAGCCUGGCUUCCUCUUGGGGGGUUCAGGUCUGAAACUCUGCCCCCACCCUCCAUGCUCUGCCUGAAAUGCCACCUCCUCAUGGGCUCCUCUGGGAGGCCGACAGGCCGGAGCUGAUGAAGAAGCCGACGGCGCCCAUUUGGGCAGGAGGCCCGGAGGCCGAGCGGGGUUGCUGCCUGGAGGAGGCGCACGCAGGGCUCCGAGGGCUGGGUAACGGGGGGCAGGUGCAGCUGGGCAAAGGCUCAGGGGCGUUGGUCCCUGCUCAGGCCCCCAGCCCCCAUGUCCCUUCUGAGGUCCUCAGACCCGUGUUUCACAGGGAUGGCCGGCCCACACAUCCAUCAGCAAGGCCCAUCUCGUCAGCAGCGGGGCCUGCCCCUGGGGUGAUGGUGGUGGUGGGAGGGAGCCCCAUGGGCACGUCCCUGGGCUGUUACCCCUGGGGCUGCUGACACUGCCCCCAGGGUGGAGGGAGCACACUGGUCAGCCACACUUGUCUGUUCCUUCAUCUCCUUGGUGCUCAGGGAAGGGGCCAGCCGGUCACAGGUCUGACUGGCUCAGCAGGCCCCUUCACUGCCAACCUGACACUGGGCCCUGCUGCACAGACCUGGGGCCCAGCCACCUGGCACCUGCCCCCCACAGCCCCUCCUGCCAAACCCACUUCCAUGCGGCAGACUGGACAGGACUACAGGCCGUCCU